AGUUAAUUUUCUUCAUUCUAGUGAAUUAUUGACUUAUUUUUCCUCUUAAGUAAUGUGAGAAUACGUGUGAAUGUUUACAAAUUUGUUGAAGUUAUAAAGAGAAAUUAUUACCCAUGGAUAACUGUGGAUACCCGAAACCCAAACGAGUAUGGUUUUGAUUUUCAUCCCAUUUCUUAUGUGGGUAUGGGUAUGGGUAAAAUUCGAACUACUUUGGGUAGGGUAACGAAUAUGCAUGAUCCACCCCCGACCCGACCCAUUUUCAUCCCUACAUUUCAAAGGAUCUCUUUAAAGAUCCUUUUUAAGUAGAGAUUAAGGGCCUUUUUAGAGGAGAUAGGUUAUACCCCUGCAUCGUGAAGCUAGCUGAAGUGACAUUGGGAUAGUGGAUCCAUUAUCCAUGCAGGAGGGGGAUUGGUUGCAUGACCAUUGAGCCAAUCCCCGUAUUAGCGAUAUCCUCACCUCGAUUACUAUGGAUUGUUCUUCUAUACUUUUGGAUGUUUAUCUCCAGCGGUUUGGGUGAGGGAGGCCCCCCAAGUACCUCUUCUCUCCUAUCGUCCUCUUAUUCAUUAAUCUCAAACUGUCCACUUGGUAAGUAAUAGGUCGACUAGAUAACAAUCUAGUGCAAGUAGUCUAGGAUACCGUGACUAGUGGAAUACCACCAAGUCACCUUACUACAUCCGCAGAUUUGUUAUACUUGGCAUUGUUAGGAUAUAAGUGAUUGCGCAUCAUACAAAUUUUAAAGAUCUUCUCAUCAAAUUUUUGGCUUCAUUGCCGGGGAACCAUUGAUAACUAGUUGAAAGAUUUUGGUUAAUAAUUUAGUCUUACUUUCUUGCUUAUAAUAGUAGUAGUAUAUCGUACUAGUAUGAUAUAUUAGUAUUCUUUGUUUUGUUUUCUUUCUUUGCUUUUUUUUUCUCUCCCACCUUUGCCCUUGAAGGUGUUUUGUUUUUGUUUGUGGAAUUUGAAACAUGGAUCCCAUACAUAAUUAGUCUACAUAAAUAUAUACUUUUGGGUCAUUGGGGAUAUUAAUUAUUUAUUGUUUAGGAAAUCAUUGUUAAGCAGUUAAUUUAGGAUUCGUUUACCUUGUUUGAGAGGGAAAGCAUUUAUGGGAUUAGUCCCAUAAAUAUGUACUUUUGCUUUACGUUUUAAUAAGUCGAAAAAGAAUAAACCCGUAUUUUAGGUAAUCUUAGGAGGAGUAAAUUAAUUUUCGACACUUGAAUCAAUCACGCGUCAAUUGGUAUCAGAGAUUGGUUUCGACAGAUCCGGGGAUGAUGGGUCCAAAGAAGAACAUGGUGUCAACGACAUCCCACGAGUUCACCGUCAAGGAAGAAUUAGGGCAACAACUUUGAGAGAUAUUUUUAUGGGUUUGAAGUGAGUUGGCAAGACCUUGGGCAAGUGUGUAAGGGGAGACACGAGCACCAGCUGAUUUUAUAGACUAGCAACUUCAAGCAGCGAAUGAAGGCCUAAGUCAACUCCGAGUCUACAUCCAAACCCUCAAAUGAGGUCAAGACGAUCUCCAAGACAGCCUCAAAUGCGGCCUGGAAUGGGUGAUCGAGAUCAUGAGAGCAGGGCGAGAGAAGCUCGAAGCCACGAUUUAGCAAAAUUGGCAUGAUGGAAAGAGAGAUCUAAAGACAGUGAUGUGAUGGAUGGAGGGUCUCAUCCCGAGAAACCUCAAAUGAGGCGAUGCAAAAAAAGGGAGAGAGAAGGACGGUCAAUUUGAUUUCAACCGACGAGAAGCUCAAAUCACCAGCCAUUGAGGAAUAGGGAAAUUGAAAUGGGGAAGGUAGUAGAGCGGGAGUCCAAUUAUCGCCACCACCAUUACCAUAUGUCGAUUCCAUGCCGAGAAAGGGGUGCUAAGUCGAUGGGGAGGAGCAGUGCAGAUGAGAUCGGCCCAUUCUGGAAAUCGGCAACAGUGGGGAGGUCUGGCGUUAGAAGAUUACAGGAGAAGGGUUUCAAGCAUCAAGCGGACGCGAGACAGGCUGGGAUCAAUAGAUCGGGUUGACGGUCUGCCUGGGCUAGGUCUAGGCAUGAAUGGCAGAACAUGAAAGGGGUGAAGGGCGGCAGUCAAGGUGGUCAGGCUAACAUCUAUGGUGUACAACUAGUAGGCUCGGGCACGAUGUAGUAGGGUCGAAAGUGCCAUGGAGGUGUUAUGACACUCAAUUUAUAGUAUUUGUCACUCCCAUAUGUGAUACAUUUUCCUUUUAUAUCAAUGCAACUUUAGUGGUUUUGACUAUAGUGCAUUGUGGUUUGACUAUAAUUCAUAUGGAAUUUAUAACUAUUUGAAUAAUGAGCUUAUGAUAGACCUUGAGUGUGUUUCUUUACUAUUUUAUGCCUUUAUGGUAUUGCAUUGUGCUUUUGAAAUAUAUAAACCACUCAAGACGAUUAUGGAUCACUAAGGGACCUAAUGGAUCAAAAAGAGGACGAGAAUACAAGCUCGUGGACUCAAACUGAGAUGGAUUUGGAUAUCAGAUGCUCACUUUAUGGUAAAAAUAAGCAGAUCUCGUUGUGCAGCAAGCCCAACUUUGACCAAGGUCCAACCGGAGGUAUACAAGUUAAGACUCUUCCAAAAUUGGAGAAGGAGUUACUAGGAUCACAAGGAAUCCAUUGCAAGAAGAAAAUAAGGGCGACCCUACAUCACUACCGACCGGUGCUUGUCUUAAACCCUCAAGAAAAUUUCCCAAAGAAGCUACUUCUUCCCCAAUUUGAAUGAAUUCAAGUUCAAGACAAAUAAGGAAGAUUUGGCCGAAUUUAUGUAAUGAUUAUUGAUGCAUAUGCCUUUAGAUGCUUUAUUGUAUGCGUGAUGCUUUAAUCAUCUCUUGUGUAUGAUCAUCGAUGCUUUAUUUGAUACGAUAUUUUAAUCAUACUAUGCGUGUGAGUCUAUGAUGAAUACUACUAUAAUCAUUGUUUAUACUACUAUUAUGGAAAACAAGGAAACUAAUCUCGUGUAGUAGGCAUCUUCUUCGGGCAUGCACGGGUAGAGAGUGGUCAUAGAGGAAGCGAUAGGGCAUAAUAGCGGAUGAUACAUAGAAGCAUUUUAUAGAAGAGAUUGUAUUCAUGACCAUCUAGAAAACACCGCCUAAACAUUACUUUACUUGCUUGUAUUACUUUGUUUCUUUCUUUCUUGCAUUAGUCGAGUAGAUUUCGAGUACAUUAGGUUAGGUUUGAGUAUUUUAUAUCAAAAGAUAUUCUCAAGGUCUAUAAAGGAAGUUCCAAUGAAGUGCGUAAAGGUUUUGAAGAGAUCAAGGAGAAAGAAGGGCUUAUGGUGCAUAAGGAUUUUGUGGACCAUGAAGAGAAGGAAGAUCAACUCAAAGCCAACACUUAUAACGAUGAAGAAGAUGGAGAGAACAUAAAAAAUGAAGAGGAAAAUCAACAUGAGGACAAUAGAGAAGAAGAUGAGUUUAAAACUCAACCUCUGGAAGAAGAAGAAGAAGAAGAAGGAAAGUUAUCCCCUCAAAAAGAUGCAAUGGACGUAGAAAGCUACUCACAACUCGACGAAAGCAUCUUACAAGCCAUGUAGACCAUGAUCGAGCAUCUUCAAUCCAUCCAAGAAGAAGAGAUUGAUCAAUCUAUCAAAGAGCCUCAAUAAGAAGAUCAUAUGGAGACCAAAAAAAUUGAUGAUGAAGAUUAUGAUCUUACAACUUCCGAGGAAGGAUAUGACGAGAUAUAGCCCCUAGGAGUAUCAGUGGAGGAAGAAGGAUGCUCUAUUGAAGAACUUACACGAAUCCAAACUUUCUUGGAUUCGUGGGAAGAUGUCGAAGUUUUUUCACCACUUGAAGGCUUUGAACACUUCCUCACCUUCUUCAAUCUGAAUCCAAUAGUACUCCAACUACCAAGGAAUCCACCAUUCGAAACAUCUAGGAGGAAGAGUUUGAGUACGAUGACCCUCUUACACCUCUUAUUCAAAGUUCAACAAAACCCUUGGAACUAAGCAUUGAAAAAGAGAUUGUAGAGGAGAAUUCAAACAAGGAUGAUCAACCUCAAAUGAAAAAUAAAGGAUACG
This is a messenger RNA of Linum trigynum, 3994 nucleotides long. The record is from the annotation of a GenBank genome assembly. Lineage: Eukaryota; Viridiplantae; Streptophyta; Magnoliopsida; Malpighiales; Linaceae.